Mesocricetus auratus (golden hamster) is the source of this 1630-nucleotide messenger RNA. It is a transcript of the gene Pnma8c, whose product is annotated as PNMA family member 8C. Lineage: Eukaryota; Metazoa; Chordata; Mammalia; Rodentia; Cricetidae. The record is from RefSeq and is a predicted model, not a curated record.
UAUAAUGACGCCUCUUUGCCUUGGUUUCUGAUUUCAAUGCCGCAGUACCCCCGCCAAUGGCAGAGACAAUGCUCUAGCGGUUGCCAUGGAGACCGCGGAGCCGCAGUGCAAAGAAAGCAAUGACGUCACUGCCGGAGCAAGUGCAGCCGCCACCAUCACAUCCUGGUCUUUAACUCUGUCACAGGGCACGUGAGGGCGACCUCUGGGCCAGCAGUGAGAGGCGACCAACUCCAACCUGCCAAGUCGCCACCCACGGCACUCAGGGUGACAAUAGCAGCAGGGAGACUAGCGGUCUCGGGUCCACAGAGAUUGUCAAGGCCACCACCAGUUCAGGGGAGUCUGCAUCAUAAAACUCUCCUGGGAGAGGCCUUGCCCAGGACCUGGGAGCCACGACCGCCCAGCUCCAAUUCUGUGGCCCAUGUGAGUUGCUAGCAACUUCCAAGCGUGAGCUCAGAGGGAGCAGGCUGCAGAAGACUGGAUUCCCCUUGACUGAGUUGGACCGGUUGGGUCUAUUAGUAGUAGCCUCGCCCUUGAGGCCUCGUUUUCUCAUCACCCUCAGAAACAGCUCUCGGCACCCUGGAUCCUUCCGUGGGUUCUCGAGGCAGCUCCACCGCGCAGCUGCGCGCAUACAGCUGCCUCAAGGAGCUGGGCAAGAUGGUAUUUGGAGCCCAGGACAUUGCGUUGUUAGAACAUGGAUGCAAGGCCUUGGAGGUGGACAGUUACAAGUCCUUGAUGAUCCUGGGGAUCCCAGAGGACUGUAGCCACCAAGAAUUUGAAGACAUCAUACGCACUCCCCUCAAACCACUGGGCAAGUUCGAAGUGGCUGGGAAGGCCUACCUAGAGGAAGAUAGAUCCAAGGCGGCUAUCAUUAGGUUGGCCGAGGACCUCAAUUACGACGUGGUUCCCAGGGAGAUCAGGGGCAAGGGCGGCAUGUGGAGGGUGGUCUACAUGCCCAAAUGGCAGGACAUCGAAUUCCUCACCAAGCUCAAUUUGUUCCUGCAGAGAGAGGGCAGGACGGUAGAGGAUGUGGCUCGCAUUCUCAGGCGGGAGCUGUGUCCCACCACAGCAGGUCCUGGAGAACUCCUUUCCAGGAAGUGCUGCCUGUCUCCGCAGGGGGAGGAGAAUGCAGACAAGGGGCCACCGCCCCCGGGGCAUGGGAUGCCCCCUCUAGAGGACCCAGGGAAGGAGAGCAAGGCUGAAGAGGGCAAGAAGGGCAAGAAGAAAAAUAAGAAAAGUCGGCGCCGACAGCAGGCUUCUGAUAAGAAGCUGUGAGCUGGAGACGUGCAUGUGUUUCCCGGCAUUUCUCAUAUGGCCACUGUGUCCGUGGCAAGCAACGUGGACCGCUACUAAAUGCUGCCCACGAAUCCAGAAUCCAGGAGCCCAUUAUCCUUGGGAAGUCGUUGGGACCAGGUGACGUUUCCUGACAGGGCACUGCAGAUGGUCAUGAAACGGGAACGAUUUGGUACUUACCUGCAUCCAUGCUGCAGGUGUGAGGCAGAAAGCCCCAAGAAAAUUACUACAGCCUUCCCCCUAACCCCGUUUGAGGAGCAGGUUUACCCUUCUUUGUUCUUUGUGAUUGACACUCUACUGUAUAAAUAUAAACUAAUGAAAUAAAUGGAUGCUAAUGAAA